AAGGCCUUCCCCAGCCCCACCUCCUGUUCCCCGGCGUGGGCCAAGCCUCCCAGAUGUCCAGUUCCAGAUGCCUGGUCUCAGAGUGGGGAAAUUACCUCUGGAGAAGCCCCCACUCCACAAGCUGCCGAGGCAAGAUGUGGUGGCUACUCCUCUGGGGAGUCCUCCAGGCUUGCCCCACACAGGGCUCCGUGCUCUUGGCCCAGCAGCUACCCCAGCAGCUGACAUCCCCCGGGUAUCCAGAGCCAUAUGUCAAAGGCCAAGAGAGCAGCAGUGACAUCGAGGCUCCAGAGGGCUUUGCCGUGAGACUUGUCUUCCAGGACUUUGACCUGGAGCCGUCCCAGGACUGCGGGCAGGACUCUGUCACAAUCACAGCCAAUGGGAUGGAUCCGAACCGGUUCUGUGGGCAGCAGGGCUCCCCGCUGGGCAGCCCCCCUGGUCAGAGGGAGUUUGUGUCCCCAGGGAAUCGAUUGCGGCUGACUUUCCGAGCACCCGCCUCCUCUCAGGACAGGACUACUGGCCUCCACAGGGGCUUCCUGGCCCUCUACCAAGCUGUGGGGGUGAACCACAGUCGGACCAGGGGGGGCUCUGAGGCCAUCAGCAUAGCUGAAGACAACUCCUCCAAGAUCCAGAACCACUGCCAGGAGCCCUACUAUCAGGCAGUGCUGGCAGGGGCACUCCCCUGCACAACCCAGGGCCUCUGGAGGGAGACACAGGAUAGGGAGGAGCUUCCUCGCUGUGAACCUGUCUGUGGCCGGCCACUCACCCCCAUCGCCCAGAACCAGGAGGCCCUCAGUUCCUCCAAAGCCAAGUUGGGCAACUUCCCCUGGCAAGCUUUCACCAGUAUCUACGGCCGUGGAGGGGGGGCCCUGCUGGGCGACAGGUGGAUCCUCACCGCCGCCCACACCAUCUAUCCCAAGGACAGCGUCUUUCCCUGGAAGAACCGGAGGGUGGAUGUCUUCCUGGGCCACACAAGCCUAGACGAGAUGCUGCGGCUGGGAAAUCACCCUGUGCGCCGUGUCGUCGUGCACCCCGACUACCGCCAGAACGAGUCCCACGACUUCAACGGGGACAUUGCCCUCCUGGAGCUCCAACACAGUGUCCCCCUCGGCCCCAGCCUCCUCCCGGUCUGUCUGCCCGACAGUGAGACCCUCUACCGCAGCGGCGUGUUGGGCUAUGUCAGUGGGUUCGGCGUGGAGAGGGGCUGGUUAACCACUGAGCUGAAGUACUCCAGGCUUUCCAUCGCCCCGAGGGCGGCCUGCCAGGCCUGGCUCCAAGAGAAGCAGAGGUCUGAGGUGUUUUCGGACAACAUGUUCUGCGCUGGGGAUGAGAUGAGGCACCAGAGCGUCUGCCAGGGGGACAGUGGUGGCGUCUAUGUGGUAUGGGAUGAGCGCGCCCAUCACUGGGUGGCCACGGGCAUCGUAUCCUGGGGCGUCGGGUGCGGCAAGGGCUAUGGCUUCUACACCAAAGUGCUCAACUACCUGGACUGGAUCAAAGGAGUGAUGGGGGGGGAAGGACUGACCCUGGGGGCGCUUGAGCAGUGACCCUCAACUCUGGAGGCCCCCACCCCGAAAGGAGAGGGCUGGGAGCUCAGACUGGGCUCGGGGACGGGGAUGGGGGCAGAGAAUCUCUAUGCAAGCUCCUGCUGCCCUAUCCCUCAUGCGACAGAACUCCUCCUCCUUCCCAAGGUCCCCUCCUCCUCAUCCUCUCCCUUUCUUCCAGUUUGCGAGUUUGUGCUCCGCCCAAGGAAUCCCUGUACAUCUCAGCCGGUUGCCUUUAAACUUCAUCUUCUGGGCGCUUGGGUGGCUCAGUCAUUAAGUAUUGGAUUUCAGCUCAGGUCAUCAUCUCCUGGGACUUCAUGAGCUCCAGUCCCAUAUGGGGGGUGAGCUCCAGCCUCAUCUCUCUCUCUCUCUCUCUCUCUCUCUCUCCCCCCCCCCCUCCUGGGAUUCUCUCUCUUUCUGUCUGUCCCUCGCUCACUUGCGCCCUCUCUCUCCCUCUCAAAAAAUAAAAUAAAGCCUGGGGGGACUCAGUUGGUUAAGCGUCCGACUUCCGCUCAGGUCAUGAUCUCACAGUCCUGGAGUUCGAGCCCCGCGUCAGGCUCUGUGCUGACAGCUCGGAGCCUGGAGCCUGCUUCAGAUUCUGUGUCUCCCUCUCUCUCUGCCCCUCCCCUGCUCUCUCGCUCGCUCUCUCUCUCUCUCUCUC
This is a messenger RNA of Lynx canadensis (Canada lynx), 2199 nucleotides long. It is a transcript of the gene C1RL, whose product is annotated as complement C1r subcomponent like. The record is from RefSeq and is a predicted model, not a curated record. Lineage: Eukaryota; Metazoa; Chordata; Mammalia; Carnivora; Felidae. Gene Ontology annotation, biological process: zymogen activation. The coding region runs from base 54 to 1541 and encodes 495 amino acids. Gene Ontology annotation, molecular function: serine-type endopeptidase activity. Gene Ontology annotation, cellular component: blood microparticle. The transcript has 6 exons.